CCAACAACUAUCAUGGCUUUCGCCCCCAGAGGAUUCCACUUUGACCUAAAGACUGUGCUCUCAGAUCCCAACCCACACAUAGAUCUUGAUAUUCCUGUAUACGAAGAAACUUUGCAAAAUUUUCUGAAGGCCGUGAACAAUUACAAAAACAGAUCCAUUACAGCUAUCACGGACAAACGGACGAAAGAUGCAGCGGAAAAGAAGAAGUUACAUGAUAGAGCUCAAAAAAUUGAGGCUGAGAUUAGCAAAUGCAAAGUUCAAGAAAUUGAGUUGAUGGCCACUUUAGAGAGAGAGCAGGCGGAAAGGAAAGAUGCAGAGGUAGCGGUGACCGCAUUCAAACGACAAAUCACAUCCCUUCAUGAACGCAGCGCAACUAUGCAAACUCAGAUUGACGAAUAUCGCGCGUUGAUUGUCAGCCUCAAAACAGACAAGGACAAAGAACGAUCGACGUUGAACACGCAUGCAUCGCGGGUUGCCCCAGAAUUACAUUCUUACGAGACUCUCUUAGCUUGUUCAAUUGAAGGGAUGGAGAAAGAACAAUUGCUGAUCAGUUUUGGAGGUGUAGACAUAUCAGAUCCAGACCGGGAAUUCAGUUUCAUUUUGGAUGUUUCCUGUCAUGAUUAUAAAGUUGUGAAGACUUCGCCCCCUCUACCAUCCCUUCCGUUACUGGUAGACAAACUGAACGUUACACAAGAUAUUUUCACUUUCAUAGUACAAAUACGCCAAGAAUUUCACAGAAUGGCUAAUGGUGAUGAAGCCGUGGGCGUAUAAUUUUUUG
This is a messenger RNA of Lentinula edodes (shiitake mushroom), 778 nucleotides long. Its product is annotated as chromosome segregation protein Spc25-domain-containing protein. The transcript has 4 exons. Bases 13 to 771 code for a protein of 252 amino acids. The record is from RefSeq and is a predicted model, not a curated record. Gene Ontology annotation, biological process: chromosome segregation. Gene Ontology annotation, cellular component: Ndc80 complex. Lineage: Eukaryota; Fungi; Basidiomycota; Agaricomycetes; Agaricales; Omphalotaceae.